AUUCAGUAGAGAGAAGCACUAAUACAGGGAUGUCUAAGUAUGACAAGAAAGGCAUGUCAUGUCCCGGUGUAAUGGAUUUGCCAGUAAAACUGGGUACAGAUGAUGGUCUUCCUGAGUGGUUUCAUGGACUUAUGUCAAGGAGGGAAUCAGAAGACCGUCUGAAAAAUAAAGAGAUCGGACACUUCAUAAUCAGAUUAAGCCAAAGGACUUUUGGUUAUAUCCUGUCCUAUAAGGGGAAAGAACGGUGCCGUCAUUUUCUUAUAAACCAGUUACAAAACGGAGAAUUGGUAGUAUCGGGUGAUUCCUGCUCCCACGAGAGUCUGCCUGCACUCAUCUCCCAUUAUCAGAACACACCUAUUUGGCCUUUUGGAGAGAAGCUGUCACAGUCGUACAUUAAGUAUUCCGAUAUCAACCCAUAUGACAGCAUUCAGCCAGCUAAUGUUAAGCAACAAAAUGGACUUUCUCAACCUAAGUCAGACCUUCCCAAAAGUAACAAAGGUGGUGUCAAUCACAACAGACAGAAACAGAGCAGUGUGACCAGUGAAAAGGACAUUGCUCCACCACUACCUGAGAGAAGUAAUCUUGAUGACAAUAAUGACCAAACCUAUUCAAUGCCUAAAAGAGAGGCAAAAGAAGAUCUAUAUUCAAAAAGUAUGAAUGCAGAUGGCCUAUAUUCUCUGGUCAGAGACCCACAGGUCAAUCAAAAUAAUAAGGUUACGACCAGUACUCCAGAUGUUAUUUAUUCUGAGGUUAAAUGUCUGCCAUCAGCCCUGGGCCAUUUACAGAGCUCCUCAAAAUCCUUAAACCAGGAAGCAAUGAAAGUGGACACAAGGACACCUAGAAUGAUCAAUAGUUUGAAGGAACAUUCCGAAUGUGAAGUUACGGAGAUGAGGUUUGCGACAUCAAUUCAGACAAUUAAUAGUAAAACAUUAAGUGGUCCUUUUUUCCGGGGGGAAAACUCUGGCAGUUCAUUUCUGCAUUCCAUGGUUCCUUCUCACUCUGAUACUGAAGUUUAUGAACAAAUACCCUUUAGGGGCCCCCAUUUCACAAAUGAGUAUCAAUCCGUGGAUCAGCUAUCCAACUACUCUAUGUGUAGUAGUAGUAGUAGUAGUACAAACUUAUAUGAUCAUAUUUCCAGUCGAACUUCUAAAGAAGUAACGUCUAGAGAAAUUACUAGGAAAGUUGCCCUAACAAGCGCUGCAGAGGAAAGUGCUUAUGAGACUAUUGCAGCAAGAGACAUUUCUAAGCCAGCUGGAAAAAAACAGCAUGCUGCUAAGGUUGACAAGCCAAAGAAAUUCUUUUUUGGUGACAAGAAGAAAUAAAUUUAUCAAAAAGAUUGUGAUCCAGAAACAGUACAAAUUAUACACAUACAUACAAUCAUUACCAGUUAACAUGUUUCAAGACACUGCCAUUUAUUCAGACUAUUCUGAAAUUAAAAUGAAAGCAUUGAACAAAUACAUAAUUUUAUUUAAUAAAAUGUAAUCAUUAUUUUUGUAUUAUCAAAGUAGUCACCUUUUGCAGAUAAAAUAUUAUUCAGGAAGUUCUUCCCAAUACUGUUGCAGAAGUUCCCACAAAUGUGUUGGACUUGACGUUCACUUUGCUUUCACUCGCCUGUCUCCUUCAUCCCAAACCUUGCUCCAUGGGAUUUAAGUCUGGAGAUUGUUCUGGCCAUUCUAAGAUUUCAAGCCUACCAUCUUGUUAUUUCCCUUGAAUGUGGUUCUGACAUAACCUGGAGGUAUACUUUGGGUCAUUAUCUUGCUGUAGGAUGAAUCCUACCCACCAUGUAAAAAGCUAUAGUACUGUAGCUCUAUUGGAUCAGGGUACCAGUCACUGUAUGCAAGUCACCGACUGGAAAUCCAACAAAAAGUCCCAGACCAGCACACUUCUUCCUACAUGUUUGACAGAUGGUGUCACAGGGGUUUAUUUACUAAGUAUUUCCCGGUCUUAAAUAUGCCAGGAAGCGAAGGCUUAAAAAAAACUCACACUGAGGAACUGCUCUUUUGCCUACUGAACCCAUUACUUUUUUAAUAGUCUGAUGCUUAUGUAUCAGUUGUUACUAAAAUAAACUUUUUUUUUUUAACCUUUAGCAGUUUACUUUGUACCAUUGCAGGUUAGUUACUGGAUUUGAAUUGCUUAAAUUAUCUGUGUGUGUGUGCGUGUGUGUGUAGGUAUGAAGUCAUACAUAUAAACAAAAUGUGUAUUUGCGCUUGGUGUAUAAUUAGUAAUAGGAUAAAAAGAUAAAAAUGUCAAAAGAUAAAUACA
Messenger RNA from Pseudophryne corroboree (corroboree frog), 2262 nucleotides. Its product is annotated as SH2 domain-containing protein 7-like. NCBI's taxonomy places the organism in Eukaryota, Metazoa, Chordata, Amphibia, Anura, Myobatrachidae. Bases 30 to 1322 code for a protein of 430 amino acids. The transcript has 6 exons. The record is from RefSeq and is a predicted model, not a curated record. Gene Ontology annotation, cellular component: cytoplasm.